AUGGAAAGAGAAGUAGCGGAUUUGCGAGCGCAACUCGGUUUUGGCGCCGAGUCGGUUCGCGUGAACGCUUUCGCGAAUGUGGUCAAAAAUUUGGAGCACAAAGAUGAGAGAAAAAAGAAAGAAUACCAUCGACUCUUUUGGCAGUGCGUGAACGAGUACGGCGACUACAUCUCGUCGCUGGCUGAUAAGAUAAUCUCAUCUCGUCUCCAAUCGAGCGCUUUCAGCAAUGAGGCGGUGAUUACCGAGAUGAUGGCGAUUUUUUCCGUAAAAAAGCCGGGAUCGAGAAGAAUUUUGCGGUUUCUCUUGCAUCAAAAUGGAGAUUUGUCAAGAAUCUGUGCUCAAAUCUACUCGAGAGUGCCCGAAAUGCUUGAUGAGAUGAUUGAGGAAAUGAAAGGAAUCGAUUGGGAAAGAGCCCGACCUGCCGUGCUCUCAUUUUUGUGCAUGGAGACUUUAUCAGAAAGUCACAGAGUGAUUCUCGCAGAAUAUCUUCUCGAAAAAGAGACCGAAAAGGCAUCUCCACUCUUCGUGUUGACGCUGAAAAGAUUUCUCCCACAAUCAUUUCUUUGCCGUUUACCCCCAAGUCAACUGGUUUACGAGCAUUGUAUCAAAGAGGGAACAUCUUUAUCCGCCACAUCACCCGUUCAUUUGAUGUCAAGAGCCAAGCAGACACUUUGCCAACCGGAUCUUUUGAAAAUCGCUGAAGCUCAUCCCUGCAAUUUGCCCGUUUUCCUCACCCUCGUUGCUUCAAUCGGGGAGUUGGCAAAAGUCGCUUCAGAGCUUGUCGAUCGAAAUGUUUUGGAUAAGGUUAAACAAUUGAUUCUCGAGAUUCAAUCGUGGAGACCAACAUUUUUGAUUGCUAAAGAUGAGGGCCAGUCGAUCACCAAUUUCGACUACUUUGAACGGGUUGUCGGUGACGGGGAAAGUCUGACAGCUUAUUUUCAACGUUGGCUUAAAAUGAAUGAAUGGGAAAUCAAUGAUGAUUCGAUUUCUUUUCUCAUUGGAGCGCUCGCCUUUGUGAAACAAGAUGAGCACUCUAUGGUUUUUCGGUUACUCGAAGAGUUUUGUCGGCGAAAAGCGGAAUUUACACCGAUUUCGAUCCUUUGUCUUCUCACGAUUUACAGUCGUCCAUGGUUUUCCGUGUCAAAAGAGGCAAUUAUUGAGUGUAUCGGACGGGUGACGAUAGCCGCAAAGAAUACGCUCGUCGUAUCACCGGCACUGCGUUUUCUGCUAGCCGUUUGUCAAAAGAAAGUCCAAGACCCUGUUGAUGACAGUGUGGAGAAUCGAGAGCGUUUAGCGGCAAUUGCGGCAAUUGGAGAGCUCUUUGUCGAAUAUAAUGGUAUCUUUGAUGAGAUCAAGUUUUUGUGCAUGGUGAAACCGGAGGAUGGACACUCGCGGUGGACGGAGGCUCGCUUGGAGCUCGCUGCGACAAUUUGCAAACACAGUGAACUCUCGGACGAGCUCCUUCCAUCUCUAUCCACUCUUCUCACCAAGGGCGGCCCACUUCUCCCAGCAGUGCUCCGAGUGAUCAAAGUGCUUUGCGAAGAAGGGGUAUUCGAAAUCCCAGUGAUCGCCAAUCAAUCCCGAACCCGAUCCGUCCACGAUCCAAAAGCCCUCUCCGAGCAUGCAAGAAUUUUGGCGUUAUCUCGAGUUGAAUCAAAUCGACCACAAGAAGAGCUUGAUGAAGAGGAGGCGGAAAAUUUACAGAAAAAUCAGGAAUUCGCUCAGCAAGUCGCUCUGCCAGAGCUAUGGACGAUGACGGGUCAUUUAAGUGAAAUCGUUCGCGAUGCCGCUUUUGAAAGCCUUACAAAUUUCUCACUGGAAGAAAUCUAUGUUCACAUUGAUUCGAUCACGGAAAAUGAGAACGAAGAAGGAAAAACCGUCAAAAUGGAAAAGUUAUCCGACGUUUUGCUGGAUCAAGUUUUGGGCAAUGAUGUUGAAAGGAGUGAAGGUCUCACUAAAUUUCUCCACAGAGCUGUAGCUGAAGAUCUCGAGAGUUUGCCACGACCAUUGUACACCAAAAAGAUCAACGAAGACGAGGAUCCACUUUUUCCCACCACAUUUGCCAUUUAUGAAACAAAGCAAAAUGAGGAUGCCGAUUUGAAUUUUCUUUCGAUUCUCUCAAUCAUCCUCAAAGGGAUCCCCAUUGAUAAACGACCAUUUCUGGCGAAGAGAAUGCUCACGAAAUGUUUGAUACAGAUCUCAACUCCAAGCACCAAUUCGCCAGAUUUCCCCAAAUACCUUUCCGCUUGGCGAUCGUUGACGGAAACUUGUUUAGAGGUGUUCGCGAAAUCACAUCUCGAACAAGGAGAACCGUCGUUUACUUGGGCAAGGGAUCAACUUUGCGAAGAGCUUCGUCGUGCUCUUUUGCAAGCGGAAGACUCACUCUCCAAUGUGCUCACCGUGUUGAUCUACAUGGCAUUGAAGCUGAGUAAUGUUCACGAGAGCUCUUCAUCGAAUCCCUAUCGUCCGUGGUUGAUCUCAGUGAUCGAGUUCCUUUGUUUGGUUAAAGAUUGGAAUCACAAUCCACGAAUGAAUCCGAUCUUUCAAUGUGUUAUCAAGUCGAUAAGUGAAUCAAAGAAGCUUGCAAGGCUUGGAUUGAUGCUUUUCUCAAAGCAUCUUUUAAAAAGUGAUCUCUCAUUCUAUCAAGGCAAUUCGCUUGUCAAUGAUGAGCAAGCAAUAACCCGUGAAAUGUUCGGCAAUGACGGAGAAUGGGCAAUGUCUUUAAUUGAUGGAACAGCAACUUCAAGUGAAUCAACAAUGGUCUCAAGGGAGAAGAGUACUUUGAUUGGUUAUUCCCUCGGUUUGGCGCCGAUGACGCUCGAGGUGGAGGCAAAUAAAACGACAAAUCCCUCUCUUCAAAUGCCAAAAUUUGAAUCAAUCGAACACGUGGACACAGUUCAUCAAAUUUUCAAUCAUUUAUCCGAAGUGGAUAGUACUUGUUUUGAAGCAAAUCGGAGAAAAGUAAAGAAAGCGUUGGAAAUGGUGAUCAAGAAAAAAGACCUGGAAAUGGGGAAAGCGGUUUGGAAAGGUCUAUCUUCGUAUUCUCUAUCACAAUGUGGUCGAGUUUUGUCGAAACUUCCACUCGACUACGCGGCGUUGCCAGAGAAUAGCCUGUUGCGAGCCGUCGAGCGGAGGAUACGAGUGAUCACCACCCCCGCGAAGCGUGAUGUCUUGUUGAAGUCACUGACGAAUCAAUGCCGGAAAAAUGAUGGUCGAAACCUUCCUCCAAUCGACAUCUCACAUCUCAUUUCUUAUGCCAAUGAUGUCACUUCGUGGAUUACCGUUUUUCAAUUGGCUGUCCAACAAAAACACUCAACAUUGAUUGCAAGAUUGAUUUCUCGAAAAUCUGCACUAAAAAUUGAAGCCGAUUUUACGGUGAUAGAGACGUUGGCGAAGAAUUUUGAAGAAUUUCACGGAUCGAUCCCGGAAAGGAGUCAGCGGCAAGUGGCCGAUCACUUAUUGAAUCAAUUGGAGUCAAUUGAGUCGCAGAAUCGAGAAAUCCUUUCAGAGAGAAUCGGCGAAUUGUCGAAGAUUCCGAUUUUCUGCCAAGAACUCACAACUUUCCUCACCAAACCGACGAGUUGUUUGGAGAUCGAGAAGGCAUUGUGGAAAACGAUCGAGGGAAAAGCGAAUCAGCAAAUCAUCGGGGAUACAUUUUUGGGAACAAUCGUCGCUUGUUGGCUCGAGUGUUCCAAAGAGUCCCGGGCAUUGUCGAUGGGGAAAAUUGUCGAGAUAUUGAGAGGAAGCACAAAAAGUCAGAGUCAAACGAUCGCUUGUCUAAUUGGGGAUCGUUGUUCUUUGAUGUCUUUUCCUCAAAUGAUUUUGAUCUUUUCCGAUGCCUUGACCCAAGCAAAAGUUCUUAUCGCUAAAGGAGACAAGCCAGUUUUGCUAUCAUUUUGGCCGAUUAUCGUUUCAUUGAUCGUUUCGAUUCCAUCUCCGAUUCCUUUCCAAUUUGUUCGAGAGGAUGAUGAAAAAACGGUGGAACUUGCAGCUCGACGAGUCCAAUAUCAUCUCGAUUUUCUUCUGGCUAGAGACGAGUUCGCUUCGUUGAUUGAACCGUUGGCGAGUUAUCUACUGACAAUUAUCCCAGAUCUUCAACCGCCACACUUGCAAGGAGCUAAAGAUUGCUUUCGCAUGCUACUCGGCAAGCGCUCACUUCCACAAAUCGACAACGACGCCAAGUGGAGAAUGCUGUUCGCA
Mesorhabditis belari is the source of this 4200-nucleotide messenger RNA. The record is from the annotation of a GenBank genome assembly. NCBI's taxonomy places the organism in Eukaryota, Metazoa, Nematoda, Chromadorea, Rhabditida, Rhabditidae.